UGAGCAGGACUGAACGCUGUGUCCACGUUUCCCCUCUGUUGAUAUAAAAAGCUCAUUCUAAGGUGACAAAAUGACAGUGAUUCUUAGUUCUUACGUCUUACGAGUAUGAUAUUCAAUUUCUGUGAAUCGAUCCCCCUAAAUCCUACAGACUGAACCUUUAAAUAAACAUACAAUGGUUUGAAAAAAAAUGAAGAAGAAACAAUAUUGUAAUGCAGGAAUUCGAAUUGGUUUUAUAUGAACAACUUAAGUGUCAGACGCAGCAAACCUUCUUGUCCUUUACAUCCCGAUGCAGGAGGUGGCAGUAAUGCACCUAAAAGUUUAAAGUGAAGACGCAGAAGAAGAAGGAGCCGGAAGUGUGCAACUGUCAGUUUUGUAACAACAUUGCAGCGCUGCUUUUUGGAUGAAACAAACACAACCUGGUGUUCAGAGUCAUUUUAUACACUUUUAUGUAUUGAUCGUGGCGUUAGAGAGCAGCAUGGACCCGUCGAAGGCAGGGGGGCCGGACGCAACCGGUCCCGGUCCAGAACAGACUCCCAAACUCGAGCUCUCUGCAGCGAUGCGGGCGAAGAUCGAGCGGAACCGGCAGCGGGCGUUGAUGCUCCGGCAAGCCAGACUGGCGAGCCGCCCUUUGUCCGCCGUGGAGGGAGCAACCUCGGCCAAAGUGUCCAGGACCAUCGACUCCGGGGCCGGCUUCUUCAUCGAGGAGGAGGAGGACGAAGAGCAGGAGCAGAGGACCAGGAAGGUUGUGCAUCAGCCAGCUCCUGUGAUUGAGGCAGACUACCUGGUGUGUGAUGACUGUCAAAAACCCUUUAUGGACUCCUACCUCAGCAACAGCUUUGACCUGUCUGUGUGUGACAAGUGCAGAGACAAUGAGGAGAAACAUAAGCUGAUUUCCAGAACUGAGGCCAAGCAGAAUUACCUGCUGAAGGACUGUGACCUGGACUUGAGAGAACCUCCGCUUAGGUUCGUACUGAAGAAAAACCCUCAUAACCCACGCUGGGGAGACAUGAAGCUCUACCUCAAAUUGCAGGUGGAGAAGAGAUGUAUGGAGGUGUGGGGUUCAGAGGAGGCUCUGGAGGAGGCCAAAGAGGCGAGGGAAGAUAAUCGAGAGGUGCAGAAACAGAAGCGCUUCAACAAGAAGGUCAAAGAGCUGCGCAGGGCGGUGAGGAGCAGCAUGUGGACCAAAGACACCAGCGUUCACCAACACCAGUACGGACCAGAGGAGGUGGUGGAUCCAGAGGAGGAUCUCUACAAGAAGACCUGCACCACAUGCGGUCAUGAACUCACCUACGAGAAGAUGUAGAUACAAACACCCCCCCCAACACUGACUGAUACAGGUUCAGCCUACAAGGAGAAGACUAAACCUUCUCUGCCUCAUGCUGUGUUCUUUUGUUCUGUUUUUUUUUCUGGUAUUUAUUUUUUUUCUGUCAUUAAUAAAACACUCUAUGCUGAUCGCAUCUAAUGGGCCAAAUCCCUCACAUAUCGAUACUGACAGUCAGCAGUCAUUUCUCUUCUUAACGGCUGGUGACCUCAGCUGAACUCUCUUUAAGUGUAUAUUUUUAGCAAUAACGACACAUUGCCCUUUCUGACCACUGCCUAUUUCUACACUUCCUGUUACUUUUUUAGGCAUUUAGAGUUUCUCAGUGGGCCAACAAGGGAAGUCACACUACUGAAACUUGAAAAUACUCUCUUGCGUAAGAUAGUAAAUUGUGUGACCGGCUUUAUGACCGGACCAAAUGUGAGCAUUAAGAACAAAACUCUGCUACCUUUUUAAGAAAAAUGUUAAUUUUGAAAAGGGGCAUCCAUUUUUAGGAUUUCAUGUUUUUGGACACUCAUCUUUGUCUUCCUUACAGCAAGUCCCCACAGAUUUAAGUCAUAUGUGUCAAGUCUGCAUAUUAAAAUGCAGCACCACCUCUCUUGUUGCCUUACUGGACAGCGUUAUAUCAUAAGUCAUAUCUCCUCCUGGCUUAAUGAACAUUACUUUCCAGGAUUGUUAUUGGUGACCUCCAUGUCAUUGAACAAACGACCAAUGCAAGGACCUCAGUCUGCUCUGACGUUGCUCAGAAAUGGUUCAGCAUGAGAUCUCAUGAUUUCAGACCGUUUCUGUGAACUAGUUUUUGACAUUUCAGAUAUUCACUUGGUGAUGAUUAAGAACUGGUGCUAAGAGUUACCUUAGGUGUCAUUUUGGUAAUUUCUGUAAAGACUAGGAUGAGAUAAAUUAAAUGUGUAAAACAUUUUAUAAAUCUUUGUAAAAUGAAUUUGUAAUGUAAAAGUCUGUUUUAUUAAAGUUUCUGAUUCCG
Acanthopagrus latus (yellowfin seabream) is the source of this 2300-nucleotide messenger RNA. It is a transcript of the gene xpa, whose product is annotated as xeroderma pigmentosum, complementation group A. Gene Ontology annotation, cellular component: nucleotide-excision repair factor 1 complex. Bases 401 to 1303 code for a protein of 300 amino acids. Gene Ontology annotation, biological process: nucleotide-excision repair involved in interstrand cross-link repair; UV-damage excision repair; base-excision repair. Gene Ontology annotation, molecular function: damaged DNA binding. The transcript is spliced from 5 exons. The record is from RefSeq and is a predicted model, not a curated record. NCBI's taxonomy places the organism in Eukaryota, Metazoa, Chordata, Actinopteri, Spariformes, Sparidae.